AUCCGGAUGCGAGACGGACUGCGAGUGUGUUUCAUAAAUUUCCAUUCGUACGUACCGAGUUUGCUGGAGAGCUGUGCAAUUAAUCCACGCGGCUUGGCGUAGCCCCGGGUGCUGCAAACGUCUCUCUCGCGUGCGAAAAGCGUCCGAGGGUUGCGCGUGCGCCCGGCGGGCGGCCGCAUCGGCGGCAGAGCGGCCGCGGCGGGCCGCCCUCGGCCGCCAGUUGUAAUCGGGACGCCGAGGCGGCGGUCGCGCGCGCCUCUCUCACCCUGAACGCUGACGACGCUGCGCAGGUGGAUGGCGUGAACGUGAGCCUCAACGGCAGUGGCCGCUGGCCUCCGGAGGCGGCCGAGGCGCUGCCCCCAGACGCGGCGCUGCUUGCCGUGGUAGCCAAGGCGGCGGCCAUGGCCGCCGUCAUGGUGGCCGCCGUGCUCGGCAACGCGCUGGUCAUCGCGAGCGUUGCGCGCCACAGGAGGCUCCGCGUCAUUACGAACUAUUACGUGGUGUCUCUGGCCAUGGCGGACAUGUUGGUGGCCCUGCUGGCGAUGUCGUUCAACUUCAGCGUGCACCUGAGCGGCGGUCGGUGGCAGUUCGGGCCGAUUUGGUGCGACGCGUGGAAUUCGUUCGACGUCUACUUCAGCACGGCCUCGAUUCUGCAUCUGUGCUGCAUCUCUGUGGACCGCUACUAUGCCAUCGUGCGCCCUCUCGAGUACCCGUUGAUCAUGACCACCAGGACGGUCGGCUUCAUGUUGGCCGGCGUGUGGCUGCUGCCCGCGUUCAUCUCCUUCCUGCCAAUCUUCCUCGGCUGGUAUGCGACAUCAGAGCACCUGGAGUGGAAGGAGUCGCACCUGGACGAGUGCGUGUUCGAGGUGAACAAGUGGUACGCAGUGGUGUCGUCCGGCGUGUCCUUUUGGAUCCCGGCCACCGUGAUGGUGCUCAUGUACCACCGGGUCUACAAAGAGGCGGUGCGCCAGCGUAGGGCGCUCUCGAGGACCUCGUCCAACAUCCUGCUCAACAGCAUCGUCGUCCGCAGGGCCAACCAGCACCCGGGCCACCGGCAGAUGCGCCCCCUGCCCGAAGAGGAUGCCAACGAGUCCGAUCAGGACCACAGGGACGCCACUGCCGUCCCCCUGCACAGUGUUGAACGUCCCGAAGCUGUGAUACCAACCAGCAGUCUCAAGUCUGGUUCCACAAGAAGAGGCGGCAUCGGAGGCAACAUCUCCAUGUCCACCAUGUACUACGGAGCUGCUUCCGCCUCCGCCGCCGCCACCCAGCUCAACAGCACGACGAACGGUGCCGCCAAAGAGAAGAGCCAGACGAGCUGGAAAAAAGAGCACAAGGCUGCACGCACGCUGGGCAUCAUCAUGGGCGCCUUCAUCCUGUGCUGGCUGCCCUUCUUCCUGUGGUACGACAUCACCAACCUGUGCGGGGACGCGUGUCCGUGUCCGCCCGUGGUCGUGGACAUGGUCUUCUGGGUAGGCUACUUCAACUCGGCGCUCAAUCCGCUCAUUUACGCGUACUUCAACCGCGAGUUCCGCGAGGCCUUCCGCAACACGAUCCUCUGGGUGUUUCCGUGCUGCCAGCGGCCCUCGGCCACGCCCACCACCUUCCUUUGACCAAUCAAAAAUCAAGCGACUGACUUCUUCGAGAGACGAGUGAAUGAUGCUGCUACUGUUGCCAAACGCACUGUCGGUGAGAAUGUUGGCUCGAAUGAUAGAGUGACGGACCGAAAGGAGCGCGCGCGUUUUUAGGUGUUAAUUGAUGAAAAAAAAGAAGAAAAUAAACGACGUUGUAAAAAGCAAAAAAUUAUAUGAAUCACACAAAAAAACAUAAACUUCACAAAAAAUGUGCAACAUUUACUUAAAGGUCUGCAACGCCCCAGCUUGAAAUAUAAAUCGAAUUGAUAAUUUCUGUCUUGGGUUUUGCAGCUCUUUAAAACGUUACUGAUUGAUUGAUUAAAUAUUAAUUGUAUAAUUAAAUAUUGAUUGUUGUUGGUGAAACCAGUACCCGUGUGGGUCACAUAGUAUACCAAAACAGAGUAUUGAAGUCUCUAUCUCUCUAUAUUCACACAUACACACACAAUUGAACAAAAGAAAAGUUAUUUAAGAAAGAAAAAAAUCAAGCCGAUUCUCAGAGGGUUUUAUUUUUCAUAUUCGCUCAAUCUCUUUGCGUACAAACCUAGGUGUAUUUUAUCAUGAGUGUGAUUUUAUGGGCAAACAAACUCACAUGUUUACUCUCACUAAUGUUAAUAAUUGUUUGACGAAAGUAUGUGUUGAGUUUUACGUGGUUCAUAAUUAUAGUUGAGGGCGCAUGAGCAGAUACUCACAAAUCACCUAGUUGCGCAAAACUGCAGUUUUAUGUAGACAAUUUUCUCGUAGGGACGUUAACUGUGUAACACACUCAUCAAGACUUUGGUUGCGAGUUUAAAUUAAGACCCUUCCGGUAGCAAAAAAUGGGAGCAUUUUAAAGUUAACUGGAAAUGUUUGAAGUAUGCAACCUGCUGGACAUUAAUGUGAAUCCGGUUGCCUAUCUUUAAUGCACCAAAAUAAUAUCUAACUUGGAAGAUUUUUUUGCUCAACGAAGGGUCUUCUUUGCAAAUUUAUCUCCAGUUAUAAAAGAUGUCUGCAGCCGCAAAAAUGCUUAUUCUAUAUUUGAAAAAUCGGCAAGCCUAUUUUUAUCACUAGUCAAGAGCUCGCCAUAGAGGAUAUUUUAUCUUCAUUAUUGUGUUCGUUCUUCUCGGAGCUUUACUUUUCCUACUGCAACUCAUUUUAUUUAAGCCUUGGAAACAAUUAAAAAUGUUUUUGUUGACGAUAAAAGGAGAGACAAAAGCUGUUAGCAAUAAGUGGAAAUUAAUUAGGACGCGAACGGCGUUCUCGCGAGUUUAUUAAGAAAAAAAGGAAAAUUAAGAAUUCUCUGCGCUCGCAGAACCCAAGGAGUUUUGCUGUUGUUGAUGCGAUGUUCGGUGUUUCCAACAAUUGGAGGUGAAAAAUAUUACUUGGCCUGUCGGUGUAUUUUGUGUCCACACGAAUAUCUACAUACAUGUCAACGUGCAUGUAUUCAAUGGUUAAUUAUUAAGUAUAUGAUUGCUGUAAGUGGCACUGGAGGGAUACACAAGUGAGUGGAAUUGAAAAAUGACGAAAAUAUUAUCAAUAAACCAGGCGCAGUUUUUGUUUUAAAUUCGGAAUUAUUAUUUUCAAACUGAACCCUUCAGUGCUCACCUCUCUCUGUACCUUUCAAUGAUCUUGGGUUUUUUUACUUUGAUAGGUAGACAAGUCCUGAAGAUUAGGGUGUCAGUAUUGUUUCACUUUAGCAGCCAUUUUUACGAGAUUCAUGUUAAAAACCAUUGAACAAAAAUAUCUCCAUUUAUAUUAUUUUUAAGACUUUAUUAUUUUUAACGCGAGUCGUAUUGAAUAAAAAGCAUUUUUUUAUUGUUGCCGCGCAUUUUUGUUUGGCUACUCAUGAUAAAAAUAUAUUCUCGGUUCCUUGCAGAUUUUGAUAUUGCUAACAUUCUUCAUUAUUUGCUGAAGCUUUUCUAAAUGAGAAUAUAUAUUACAUAUUUUAACUCUUGAUAUAGCCCGAGUCCCUUUGAUUGUGAUAUAGAAAGACGAGAUGAACAAUAAAGCAAAAACAU
This is a messenger RNA of Neocloeon triangulifer, 3628 nucleotides long. Its product is annotated as octopamine receptor beta-3R-like. Gene Ontology annotation, biological process: adenylate cyclase-activating adrenergic receptor signaling pathway. Gene Ontology annotation, cellular component: membrane. The transcript is spliced from 5 exons. NCBI's taxonomy places the organism in Eukaryota, Metazoa, Arthropoda, Insecta, Ephemeroptera, Baetidae. The coding region runs from base 402 to 1613 and encodes 403 amino acids. The record is from RefSeq and is a predicted model, not a curated record. Gene Ontology annotation, molecular function: octopamine receptor activity.